This is a messenger RNA of Emiliania huxleyi CCMP1516, 171 nucleotides long. RefSeq lists its product as hypothetical. The record is from RefSeq and is a predicted model, not a curated record. NCBI's taxonomy places the organism in Eukaryota, Haptophyta, Isochrysidales, Noelaerhabdaceae. The coding region runs from base 1 to 171 and encodes 56 amino acids. The transcript is spliced from 2 exons.
AUGGGCCGCCGCACGUUCGCACGCCAGCUGCUGCUCCUCGGCACGCGCGUCGCCGUCAUCCUCAUCUCCCUCGUCGUCUUCCGCAACCCGCUCACUCCUGCCGGCGCGCUCGGAUCCGCCGUCGCCAUCGGCGGCGUCUUCCUCUACUCCCUCGCAAAGGCGCGCUGCUGA